Molecule: messenger RNA, 237 nt
Organism: Auxenochlorella protothecoides
Lineage: Eukaryota; Viridiplantae; Chlorophyta; Trebouxiophyceae; Chlorellales; Chlorellaceae
Exons: 1
Coding region: 1-237 (78 amino acids)
Source: RefSeq, a predicted model, not a curated record
AUGGAACCCCUUACCCCUGCAGGCUCGAGCACCAUCACCAUCACCAGCAAGGCCAGGAGGCCUCGACUGACGCUACCAUCCAUUUCUAAAUUGUAUUCGGGAGGUGGGUUGACGGAUAAACUGUGCGUUGGUGGCCGGUGUAAGUACAGAGUCGAAGCCGAAGCCAGGGAGGGGGGGAGUACCCUUCUCUCACAACAUUAUCGCCCCCCCGGGACAAGUCACAACUCGCACUUCUAA